CCCACCCGCGGCAGAAGCCAAGUAGUGUGUGAAGGGAGUGGUUGUGUUGACGCAUGCGCAAGGGUUUCCUGGACGGCGCUUGCAAAGGGAAGACUUGCAAGGGAGGACCCGAUCCCAAAGCAUCUUGACUCGAGCUCAUCCGAGAAGGCGCCGGGUUCGGGGAAGCCGAGCCCUUUCCCGCCUCGCCGUUUGAGGAGGGCCGCCCUCCGCCUCGCGUUGCUUCCUCGCCCGACUCUCCGGGAGACCCUCGUCGGCGACCAUGGGAAGCCACAGCUCCAAAGCCGCCAAGGGAGACCUCGCCGUGCAGGACGCCGCCGCCGCCGCCGGGGACGCCUCGCCCUCCAAGUCCAACGGCCAGGAGAACGGCCACGUCAAGAUCAAUGGAGAUGUGUCUCCCAAAGCGGACGGCGAGGCCACUCCGCUGAACGGCAACGGAUCCGCUGAGCCGGUCAAGGAAGAAGCCAAGGCGGAGUCCGGUAGCGGUGAUGCCAUCGAGCCGGCCCCGGUUGCCGAAGGCUCUGGAGAGGCCAAGGCGGACGGAGACGCCAAGCCUGCCGCCCCCAAGGAAACCCCGAAGAAGAAGAAGAAGUUCUCGUUCAAGAAGUCCUUCAAGCUGAGCGGCAUCUCCUUCCGGAAAGCCAAGAAGGAGUCCGGCGAGGCCUCGGCUGCUUCCUCUCCCAGCGGCGGGGAGGAGCAGCCGGGCAAAGCGGAAGCCAAGGGGGAGGAGAGCAACCCGGAGGCGGAGCAGAGCGGGGCCACCAAUGAGGAGGCCGUGGUGGAGAAGGAGGAGGAGGAGAAGGUGGCCACCGCUCCCGCCGUGGAAGCCUCCGCUCCGGAAGCCCCGGAAGAGGAGCCGGCCAAGCGGGAAGGAGGAGGCAGCGAAGAAGGAGCGGCAAAGGAGGAGGAGAAGCCGGCGGAGGUCCCGUCGGCCCCGAGCGAGAGUCCGGAGGAGACGAAAGCGGCUGAGGCCGAAGCCAGCCCGGUGCCUGCCGAGCAGAAGGAGGAGUAGAUCGAUCGAUCGAGCCAACCCAGCGUCCGUCUAACUUAACGAGAAACCGGAGGGAGGGGGGGAAAUGACUUUUUAUUAUUUUGUUGUGCCAUCCUUUUCGUCCCAGUCAACCCAACGGAACUGCUGCCUUGCUCUCGUCGUCGACCCAGAUGCCACUCUGCGGCGCCGAGAAGACGAGCCCCUCUCCGGCGUCGAACUUAAUGGGUCCCGCCCGUCCGUCCCCCCGUCCUCCUCACUCCAAGAUGGUUCCCUUUCUCACCCGAAGCAAAAUAUGUUAUCACGAAAAGAGAGGACAGCGGCGUCAACACCAUCUCAAAUACGUUGAUUCCCCCAUUGGCAUCACACUACGGAGCCGGUCGCCUUUUUUUGCAAAAAGAUAUCCUUCCCGAAAACUGUGAAAAUGGAAGGAUAAGCGUCGUUCCUGGACAGAAACUGGAACGCGGCUCCGUUUUUGUGAGGCUCUCAAACCAAUGCCCCGAGCUCUUGGCUUCUCCAACCUUUUGGUUUCUACUAAUUCUCCGAGCAGCUUCUUCUCGUCGUCGUCGUCAUUGUCGUCUUUCUUUUUUUUAAUUAUUAUUAUUGUUUUCAACGAGAAAAAAAGUCCAAUAAACCAGCAAUGGUCUGUUCUUCAGAACGGAUCUCUCUUUUGAUCUCUCGGUUUACAUUCCUGGUUCUGACUUCAUUUUAAGGGUAUUUUGUGCUUUUUAUAGAAACCGACCGUUGAAGAAGAAGAAGAAAAAGCUAAUCUGGUUAGUUUUUUAUAACGUCUUGCUCUUUGGCUUUAAAACCAUAAAGCUUGUAAGUCCACUGUGUUUAAUUUGACUUCAGAGGGAGAUCUUUGGGUUUAUUUUGGGGGGUUGGGAUGGAAAGGGGGGUGGGAGGGGGGAGCGUGCUGGCUGUAUGGCGUGACUCUUGGUUUCCUUUGUUUUUGUUUUGUUUUCCUUGUCUUUGUAAAUAAUUUUUUAAUGACCCAACUUCAGAAUCUGCCGUUUUCUAACUCCUAAAAUAAUAAUAAAAACAAAAGUUGUAUGGGUCUUUAUUGUAACAUUGGAAAGGAAUAAAUGGUGACCCCCUUUA
Molecule: messenger RNA, 2086 nt
Organism: Anolis carolinensis (green anole)
Lineage: Eukaryota; Metazoa; Chordata; Lepidosauria; Squamata; Anolidae
Gene: marcksl1
Product: MARCKS like 1
Exons: 2
Coding region: 260-1009 (249 amino acids)
Biological process (GO): actin filament organization; central nervous system development
Cellular component (GO): cytoplasm; plasma membrane
Molecular function (GO): calmodulin binding; actin filament binding
Source: RefSeq, a predicted model, not a curated record